AUGUCUUCCGUGCAAGUGGAUCUAGAAAACUGCUACUUCCCACCUUCAAAGAUCGCUCUCGUGGUCCGUUUGGUAAAUGAAGUUCAGAGUCUUCAUUCCAAAGUUUCCUUCAAAGACGUUAUCCAGACUUAUCUAUUAGCAGUAGACAGACAUGGUAUUUUGAAUACGUCUCGUAGAUAUUGGGGAGGGGACAAGGGAUGGAAGGGGACAUUGAUUGUCUUAUUAGCUAUUCGUAAGCUUGCAUACCGUACUAGAAAGGGAAAACUGCAAUGGAACGAGUUCAUUCUUUCGGAGGCUAAGCGUAUUGUGGACCUUCAGGCCUCUCGUCGAUGGCAAGCUACUCAUUAUCCUGAACAUGUGCCAGCUAAGUCUGUGACCCCGUUGUUUUUUGGGGGUGGGGAAUCUCAGAUGAGAUUGAAUCAAAUCAAAUCCGGAAUGAGCUUCCUAUGGGAGCUCAUUCGACAUCGAUUAUCAACAGGUCGCCCUGGAACUGAGCCAGAUCCCUUUGUCUCUGUAAUUCCCAAAGAGAACAUGGAAAGUGCGGCCAACUCUACGGACAAUCCCGACACUGACAACACAGAUUCAACAAACAAUCAAAAAGAAGAAGGAGUUAAGGACAAAGCAGAUUCUCACCCUUGCUUAGGUACAACUGAUGAUGUGCCAGCGGACAACUCUUCAAGCUCCACUUCCAGUUCGGCAAAAGAGGAAGACAGCGGAGGUGAAGAAGGUGAAGACGGUGAAAGUGAUGCAAUGGUAGAAAAAAGUGAUGAGCCCGAAUCAGAUGAUGAGUUCGAAACAAACUCAGACUUGGACAUGAUGAAUGAUGUUGAAGGAGUGGCCUAUGUGAAGAGAGGGACUACCUGUGACCAAGCAAAAUCACGCUUUGAUCAUGUGGCCUCUACCAUCUGUUCGAUGAUUGCGUUUGCAAAUAACCGUUCAGUGAAUGGCCUUCAGCUCGAAAAUUCUAUAGCCUUUCUGGCAGGUGGGGAAAAUUAG
Molecule: messenger RNA, 996 nt
Organism: Melampsora larici-populina 98AG31
Lineage: Eukaryota; Fungi; Basidiomycota; Pucciniomycetes; Pucciniales; Melampsoraceae
Exons: 4
Coding region: 1-996 (331 amino acids)
Source: RefSeq, a predicted model, not a curated record